This is a messenger RNA of Drosophila guanche, 1532 nucleotides long. Its product is annotated as putative mediator of RNA polymerase II transcription subunit 26. NCBI's taxonomy places the organism in Eukaryota, Metazoa, Arthropoda, Insecta, Diptera, Drosophilidae. The transcript is spliced from 2 exons. The record is from RefSeq and is a predicted model, not a curated record. The coding region runs from base 133 to 1359 and encodes 408 amino acids.
CUUGACAAGAGAUCAUUUCAAUUGGUGUCGGACCUAGACCUACUCGUGCUGAUGCUAUAAAACGUAUUUGAUGUGUCUCGGCUUUGCCAUUGCUCGCUCGCCACUCGACCAGCCGCCCCAAACGACACAAAGAUGAAACUCCGCGUGUUUCUCCUGCUCAGCGCCGCCCUGGCAGCGACCACUGUACAAGCCGUCGUCCAGCCGGGCAGGAAUCAGCAGCUGUUCAACCACAAUCGGGAUGGAUACCGCUACAAUGGACCCGCGCACAAGUAUCUGCCCGCCGAGGGGCCACCCAGCACGGAGGCGGGCAUCAUCACUGGGCCCUGGCAAUCGCAUGGCUCGCAUGGCAAUCACAUACCUCAAUUCCUGGAGCAGCAGCAGGGCUACAAUGGCCCCUACAAUACCCAGCCCUACGGACAGGGACAGGGACAGGGACAGGAGCCGCAUCGACAGGAAGAGCACUCCUGGCAGCAGGUGCAACACCAGCAGCAGAGGCCUGAGCCCUGGCAGUCCGCUCAGGGACUUGGACAGCAGGGGCAGCAGUACCACCAGCAGCAUCAGUCCCAAUCAUAUCAUCAGCAGCACCACCAAGACGUGGAAUACUCCACGGAGCAUCAGGGCAGGCCAGCAGAGCAUCAUCAACAAGGCUUUCUCCUGCAGCAGGAGUCACAUCAGCAGAGACCUGAAUCCUGGCAAGCCGCUCAUGGGCAAGGCUUUGCUCAGGAGCAGCACCAACAGCAGGAGCAGGAGCACGAGCAGCAGCAACAGCAACCGCUGGGCACCCACUGGCAGCCAUCCCAAGUCGGGCACAACUCUGAGAGAUUUCCCUUGGCUCUCGCGCAUGCCAGCAGCCAUAAAACUGUUGCUGCUCCUGCCCGCGAUAUCAAGCUUGUUCCAGCUUACACUCUUUCUAGUUUCUCGGAUCAAGAUCGCUUCAUUGGAUUGGAUGCUCUCGACACUCGCCUACUGAGCCAAUCCCUGCCAGAUGCCUAUCAGCGCGUGCCUUUCAACGCUGGACAGCCGCCCUCCAGGCAGCAGGGACUGGGCCAAGUGCAAGGACAGCGGCAUGAGGAGCUCCUGGGUGGCUCUCCACAGCAGCAACAGCACCAGCAAAGUCAGGACUAUGUCCAGAUGCAAUCGCACUCCUACCAGCUGCCUUCGUCGCACACCAUGCAGCGGGAGUGGCCCCAGCAGCAGCAGCAGCAUAACUCAGGCGAUCGUCACUAUUCGGAGAGUGCCUUUGCCUUGUCCUCCAACCCCUCACCACAUUCCAGCAGCCACUCCUUGAACCCAUCCUACUCCCAGCAGAACUACUUGAGCCAUCCCAGCCGUGAGUUCCAGCCACCUUACUACCGAUAGUCCUCAUCACCGCAUAGCCAGACGUCUCGCUGGGAUCCCAUCGCCUGCCAUAAGAUCCCUUGUCCGAGCAUCGCUUUUCCCCGUACUCCAACUUGUGUCUUUCCUAGAGCUGAAAAGCAUUUGGCUGGAGGAGGAAUUUAUUUAUCCACUAACUGCCUUUUUUUUGUGUAAAU